AUGGUUGUCGUCACCGUAUCUGCGGCCGGCAGGUCGUCGCUGCUGAAGGGCUUGCCAACUACUGUCGAGUUCGAGAACAAGAGUGCCGACGCGGUGACCGUCGGCGAUGUGAAGGCGGCUGUUGCAGCUAAAUACCCCAAACUCUACGUUGAGAGGCAAAAGCUGUCUUUGAAGGAUGACAAGAAGGCACUGGUCGACGAGGCUACUCUCGCGAGCGUUGGCAUCGCGGACGGUGCGGAGCUCGCUGUGAAAGAUCUUGGCCCUCAAGUCAGCUGGAGGACUGUGUUCUUGGUCGAAUAUGUCGGGCCGCUCAUCAUUCAUCCGCUGUUCUACCAUCUCCCACAAUACAUCUAUGGUGGCCCAGUCCAGCAUAGUGCGAUCCAAAAAUAUAUCUACGCUAUGGUCCUUGCGCACUACUUGAAGCGCGAACUCGAGACAAUAUUCGUGCACCGAUUUUCGAAGUCAACCAUGCCCUUCCGCAAUAUCUUCAAGAAUUCUGCGCACUACCAUAUUCUCGGAGGUCUCUUCCUCGCGUACCCCAUCUAUGGCCCUACGUACUCGGCGCGCUCGCCUUUCGUGCAAGGAACCUACCGAGAUGAUCCCAACUUCUUGCUCGGCAGCGUCGCGUUCUGGCUCUUCUGUGAACUCUCGAACUUUAAGACGCACCUCACUACCAGUAACUUGCGACCCGCAGGCUCUCGCAAGCGCGCCGUACCGUACGGCUAUGGCUUCAACCUCGUGUCCUUCCCGAACUACUUGUUCGAGUCCCUCGGAUGGGUGACCGUCUCUGUUAUGACGGGCAGCUGGGCCGCAUGGCUCUUUACGGCAGUGUCCGCUGGCCAGAUGUUGAUCUGGGCGCAGAAGAAGCACAAGGCGUAUAAGCGUGAGUUUGGGAAGGAGUUCCCGCGCGGGCGCAAGGCCAUGAUUCCUUUCCUCUUUUGA
Molecule: messenger RNA, 942 nt
Organism: Peniophora sp. CBMAI 1063
Lineage: Eukaryota; Fungi; Basidiomycota; Agaricomycetes; Russulales; Peniophoraceae
Source: the annotation of a GenBank genome assembly